Prorocentrum cordatum is the source of this 369-nucleotide messenger RNA. Lineage: Eukaryota; Dinophyceae; Prorocentrales; Prorocentraceae. The record is from the annotation of a GenBank genome assembly.
AUGCUGCCCGACGCGUGCGCGUGGACGGACAUGCAGCCCGCCUCCCCCCGCGGGCCCGCGGCGGGGGAGCCCGCGGGCACCCGGCCGUCCGACGAGGAGACGGGGUCGACGUCUGGCGGCGCCAGAGGCAGCCCCGAGGCGAGCGCGAGCUCGCGGAGGAGGAGGUCCAAAAGGAGGCCCCGGGCUGGCGGCCGCGGCGGGAGCGCCCGCCGCAGCGCCGCCGCCGAGCAGCGGGGCGCGGCGCCGGCCCUGAGCGCCCAGGAGGCGUUGGAGCUGCGCCGGCAGCGCGGCUGGGCGUCGCUGGACCCCGAGAAGCGCGCCGAGGACCUGGAUAAUUCGGAGAAGGAAGGUGCUCUUGAGGUUUCUUGA